AUGUCUGUAAUAUCUGGACUUGAUUUUUUUCUUAAUGGGACUUCUAUUCCUCCAAUAUCAGGGAAGCUACUAUAUGGCUUUAAGAACAAAAAGAAGUCAAUGGAGGAGUGUGUUGAUGAUUGGAAGAAUUUAUCUGUAGAGGAAAAGAAUAUCUACAACUCUGAAUGUGAAAGGCUAUAUAAACUCAUCUUCAAAAAUAUAAAACCUCUACAGCCGUGGGAUUUUUAUGAUUUAAAACAAACAACACCUAGUCAUUUAUUCUACUUUCAUAAUUAUGCUUCACAACAAGCAAUAUACCCAGAAUUAAGUGAUGAUGAAAUAUGGAGGAAGUGUAGUAAUAAAUUGCUUGAAAUUAAAAGAGAUGAAAAAGUAAGUGAACUAUUCAAGUCUAAAUCAUCUGAAGUAAACAAUUACUUGCAGAUGAUUUUAAGAGAAGAACUACUUAGUGAACAAGAAUCAAGUGAUGAUAGCUCUGCAGAUAGUGGCUUGGGAAUAAAAGGGAAAUUAGUGCAAAAUAAGUACGUAGAGAAAGAAUUAGGAAAGCAGAGUGAAGUACUAAAUGACAAUCAUAUAGAGGGUGAACUUAAAAAGCAAGGUAGAAGACUGAAAAGUAGGUAUUCGAUAUCAAAUAGUGACUAA
Messenger RNA from Cryptosporidium muris RN66, 639 nucleotides. RefSeq lists its product as uncharacterized. The transcript has a single exon. NCBI's taxonomy places the organism in Eukaryota, Apicomplexa, Conoidasida, Eucoccidiorida, Cryptosporidiidae. The record is from RefSeq and is a predicted model, not a curated record. The coding region runs from base 1 to 639 and encodes 212 amino acids.